UAUAUAAAAAUUCAUUCGGGCUAAACGACCAUAUUCGCUACAUGCACAGUGGAAAGAGUAAACUUUUCUGUGCAAUUUGCCCUGGAGAAUUUACCACGGCUUCGGGUUUACGAAAACAUAUAGAAAGAUUUCACACGGGAAUUGAACGAGCCCGCCUUCCUUGCGGCUUUCCAGGGUGUGAGAAAACCUAUUUGAACAAGAACCAUCUGGUGACACAUUUUAACGUGGAGCACGCCGAGAAUCCUGUGCGGUAUGGAUGCACCCUGUGUAGCAAGGAGUUUAAGCGGAAGGAACAUCUGGAACGCCAUACAGCCGCACAUACGACAGAAAAGCCGUACAAGUGUCAAACUUGUGGGGCAGGAUUUGGACAACACAGUUCAUUAAAGAAGCAUGAGCUAAUUCACCUUGACAAAUCUGCUCGACACGUCCUCAAAUGUGGCUUGUGGUACAGGCUGACCCAACUGUGCAAACCCGUUUCGCGUCGAUUUCACCGAAUUUGAUAAGAAAAUUUGCAAGUUGAAUUC
This is a messenger RNA of Folsomia candida, 524 nucleotides long. Its product is annotated as zinc finger protein 70-like. The transcript has 2 exons. Gene Ontology annotation, biological process: regulation of transcription by RNA polymerase II. Gene Ontology annotation, molecular function: RNA polymerase II cis-regulatory region sequence-specific DNA binding; DNA-binding transcription factor activity. The record is from RefSeq and is a predicted model, not a curated record. Lineage: Eukaryota; Metazoa; Arthropoda; Collembola; Entomobryomorpha; Isotomidae. Bases 42 to 500 code for a protein of 152 amino acids.